Molecule: messenger RNA, 1224 nt
Organism: Dichomitus squalens LYAD-421 SS1
Lineage: Eukaryota; Fungi; Basidiomycota; Agaricomycetes; Polyporales; Polyporaceae
Exons: 1
Coding region: 1-1224 (407 amino acids)
Molecular function (GO): nucleic acid binding; zinc ion binding
Source: RefSeq, a predicted model, not a curated record
AUGUCCGCAGUACCACCCCGUUCUAGCCUCCCCAGUUUCCAACUCAGAAACUUGUUCACUCCCCAAGACAGCAUCUCCUCGCUACGCCAGGCGACCGGGGCCCAACCCGGUCAAACCACUCACUACGCCAGCAGUGGAGUCCCGACAGCACCACCUGUGAUACCACCUACUACUGCUGCACCGCCUGGUCGGCCACCUACACCCUCUGGUUUGCCUCAAGGACCUGGCGGACCUCCGCAAGGCGGUGGACCUCCCCACGGCGGCAGACCCCCUCCGGGUGGCGGACCUCCUCAGGGACCCGGCGGACCACCACCUGUGGCUCCUCUUAACGCACCAGGCAUCGUCGCUGGACGAACCAAAGUCCGCGCACCCAAUGUUUUUGACGGAGACCGCGACAAUCUACGCACCUUCCUCAAUGAACUCUUCCUGUUCUUUGAAGCACGCCCAGCCGACUACGCCACCGACCAGAGCCGCAUCGUCACCGCUCUAACGUUCAUGGACGGACCGAAGGUGAUCACCUGGAAGGACGGAUACAUCGCUCAGGCCCGACAAAACGGCUGGAACACCUGGAAUGCAUUCGAGACGGUCUUACAACAGACCUUCCAGCCCAUCGAGGAAGCCGCUACGGCCGCCUCCAAGCUGUACCACCUCGACUAUCGACCUGCCGCACCAGACACCUUCAAUGCGGAAUUCUUCCGCCUCUGCGCCCUCGCCGGUAUACUCGAAGACAGUGCUCAGCUGUCCUUUUAUAAGGAGCGUCUCCCAGAAAGCAUGCGACGACGGGUUCGCCUCACGUACCCCAUCCCCACCACCGUUAAUGAGUGGGCAGCACGGGUGUUGGAGAUCGAACACUCCAACUACGAGGAACGACACCUGCGCCAACUCGAGGGACGCUCUCGCAACGACCGGCAGGGUCAAGGCACAAAGGGACAGUCCGCUCGUACUAACUCCAUACGACGAGUCGACGCUCCAGCCAUGAAGGAAGACAGAGAGAAGAAGCAAUGCUUCUACUGCCACAAGACUGGUCACAUCGCACGUGACUGCCUUAAGAAGAAGGCGGACAAUCGUGCUAAGGGACGACAGCCUGGACAGAAGAAGCGGAAGGUGCGCAAGGUCGAUGAACUAGAGGAUGGCGAGGUCGCUGACGAUGAAGACAAUGGCGAAGCCACACCUGACAAAACGAUCAGUCAGGUCGACGUAGGCGAUUCGGAUGAGGGUUUUUGA